Peronospora matthiolae is the source of this 1668-nucleotide messenger RNA. The record is from the annotation of a GenBank genome assembly. NCBI's taxonomy places the organism in Eukaryota, Oomycota, Peronosporomycetes, Peronosporales, Peronosporaceae.
AUGGCGCUGGUAAACCCCGAGUUGUGGACGCCCCAACAGGUGCAAGAAUGGCUCAAGCGCUUUGAAAACGGUCGCUUUGCACACUUUAUUGGUCCACUGAAGGACCGCAAAGGCGCAGACAUUGUGCGCUUUAGUGCUGCUGACUGGGCGCAGCUGACGCCUCAAGACCUGGCCACGAGUCUUCGCUUUACGCUGCUGGGCAUGGUGCAGGUGGCUACCCAUGACGAGCCAUUGGCCAUUGUGACCGACUUUGUGUCGUUAGUUGGGCACUCACCUGGAAAGAUCAAGAGGGAGAAGGAUGCACUCACGAAGACGGUGCCAGUCAAGUUCCCGCCCAUGGUGGAGCUGCCGUCGGUGCCCGUGAUGGUCUGCAUCCUGCUGUUUGGUGUCCUGAUUGUGCUGUGCUUUACCGUACUGCGUCAACCGCUUUCGGACGUUGGCAUUGAGUCGAAAAGUCUCUUGAAGUAUGGCUCCAUCCCACUUGUUAGCGUAGUGUUUACGUACUUCCACAUUUGGAUCGCGCUGUGGAUGACGUUCUAUCCACUUGUGUACACUGGGUGUUUCCAGAUUCCGAAGACCAAUGUGGGCCUUGGGUGGCAGGGGAUUGUACCGCACAAAGGCGAGAAAAUGGCUCGUCAGGCUGUGCAGAUUAUGACGCGUCAAUUGCUGGACGUGUCGGAGAUUUUUUCGAGGAUAAAACCGGCACAAGUCGUGCGAGAGCUGGAACCGAUAAUGUUUAAUAUGAUCCAUACGGUCGUGGAAGACAUGGCGCUGAAGUACAGUCCCGAUUUGUGGGCUGUGCUGCCGGCCAGGGUAAAAGAAGAGAUUGUUGAAAAGGUCAAGGAAGAGUCGCCUGCUCAUAUUGAGGCGCUCAUGGACGAGAUUCGCAACAACAUCGAAGAUGUUUUUGAUUUGGAGGACAUGGUGGUGACCAACAUGUGCAAGGAUAAGCAGCUUUUGGUGAACAUGUUUGUGAUGUGCGGCUACUCCGAGCUGGCUUUUAUCCGAAACUCAGGUGCCUACAUGGGAGGGAUUUUCGGCCUCAUGCAAAUGGGGGUUUGGUUCGUAUACUCGGAUCCGAUUGUUGUGUUCCCCGUGAUCGGUUUGCUUGUGGGCACUGUCACGAAUUGGCUCGGUCUUAAGAUGAUUUUUGAACCCGUGAAUCCCCGGAAAUAUUGCGGUAUUACUUUUCACGGUCUGUUCUUGCGGCGUCAGAGCGAAGUUGCCGAGGUCUAUGGAAGAAUGGUUGCUCGUGACGUUUUAAACUCACGGAACAUUUUUGAGGCUAUACUAAAAGGUCCGUACUCGGAUCGUCUGUUCGAGCUCGUGUACGACAACGUCCAGGAGGCUGUUGAUGCUGCUACUGGGACAACGCAAAAGAUUAUCAACUUCAGUAUUGGCAAGGAGACGUACGCUAAUAUUAAGGAAGACGUGACCAAUCACAUUGUGGAAAUCUUCCCGGACAGUCUUCGUCAUAUCGAGAGCUACGCCACGGCUGCUAUGGACAUGGAAGUGACGCUGCGAGAAAAGCUGAAGCUGUUGACUUUUGAGCAGUUCGAAAGCCUGCUCCACCCCAUUUUCGAGGAAGAUGAGUGGAAACUUGUGGUCAUGGGUGGUGUCUUAGGCGUUGUGAUUGGUAUUGUCCAGGUUUAUCUUAUCGAGCACUGA